Messenger RNA from Pan troglodytes (chimpanzee), 1773 nucleotides. RefSeq names its product kinocilin (gene KNCN). Gene Ontology annotation, cellular component: neuronal cell body; apical plasma membrane; cuticular plate. Bases 434 to 808 code for a protein of 124 amino acids. The record is from RefSeq and is a predicted model, not a curated record. Lineage: Eukaryota; Metazoa; Chordata; Mammalia; Primates; Hominidae. The transcript has 4 exons.
AGUAAGUGGCUCUAGGAAGCUGGGGCAGGAUGUCCUGGGCAGGGGGAGCUUGAACUCUCCUGGGUGGAGGCUGGCAGGGAAGGAUCCUAUGGAACAGGCCUAGCUCCCUAGAACUCUGGCAGCCAAAGCAGAAAUGUAGCCAGACAGGAGUCCCAAGGGUGGGCUUCAGCUUCAGAGGGCUUUGAGAGAGGAAGAGUAAGCUGGGUGACCUCGUACAGAUCCCUGGUCAAGGUGGGACUAGGGGGCCCCUAGUGGAGCAGUGGAAUAGGACUGCAGAUAAAUCCCAGGGUUCCCCACCUAUAAUCUUACUGCCCAGAAACUCCUACCCUGAAGUUGGAGCGCCAACAAGGAGACAUCCAAGAGCCCAGAAACUUCCAGGACUUUUCUGGGGCCAGACUGCACCGGCUGGAGGCAGUGCCCCGGGUGGGCCUGCAUGGACAUCCCCAUCAGCAGCAGAGACUUCCGCUGCCUGCAGCUGGCCUGCGUGGCUCUCGGGCUGGUGGCUGGCAGCAUCAUUAUCGGCAUCUCCGUAUCCAAGGCUGCAGCUGCCAUGGGCGGUGUCUUUAUUGGCGCUGCUGUUCUGGGGUUCCUCAUCUUGGCCUACCCCUUCCUGAAGGCUCGGUUCAACCUGGACCACAUCCUGCCUACCAUAGGGAGCCUAAGAAUCCAUCCCCAUCCAGGGCCAGACCACGGGGAAGGAAGAUCCAGCACCAAUGGCAACAAGGAAGGAGCCCGCAGCAGCCUGUCCACCGUGAGCAGAACCCUGGAGAAGCUGAAGCCGGGGACCCGGGGGGCUGAGGAAUGCUGAGGCAAAGUCUGAGUGGCUGCCCAUGCCCUGCCCUCCCGUCCUGCCUGCUGCCCCUAUCUCAGUGCCCUCCUGGGUUAGAAGACCCGGACCGGAGACAAGCCAGGCCCUGCAGACCCCAGAGCGGCUGGGAACAGUGUCUGGAAUGGGGCCUUUUGCACGCGCCCGGCCAAGCCUCUCCAAAAUGGAUUCCACUGGUGUGGGCUGGGGCCUGGAGCAAGGUGUCGCCGGACGCCCCCACAGGGUUCCUAUGUUUCAGGCUCCUGCCCUGGCCUUUCUUUCUGGACUGCAGCUCAGCUUUGUUGCCUGUUCAAUCUACUGAUUUGUUUCUCUGGAAUUUGGGGUCCAAGGCCCUGACUAUGACCAGGAUGCCCCAGUCCCUUGCUCUAACCCGGGUACAGAAGUGAACCACAGGCCCACAAGAACCACAGACAGGGACCCUCCACCCCCACGGUCUAGCCCAGGGGCUCUAGAGCUCACUAGCCCAAUAGAGGGGCUAGACAAGAUUCUUUUCCAAAUAUCAAAACUCCUGGCAGUUCCUCAGGGACAGGCUCUGAGCAGCAGUGAAUCAGAUGGGGGAAUUUGGGGGGCUCACAAAGGGACAGGUACAAACAACCUUGCCUGGGGGUCAGAGGAGGCAAUUUCUCAGCCGAGCCCAGUCCUGAGACCCUUGGUGUCUUAACUCCACCACUCAAGGCUUUUUGUGAUCUGACUUCUCUCUUCCCCCUAUCUUCUCACUGCUCCCUGAACAAGCAAAACACAUUCCUGUCUCCAAGCUUUGCCCUGUGUUCUCCAGCACCCUCCCUGCUUCUGUCUGCCUAUCAAACACCCCACUUUUAAAGUCCCCGUUCAAAAAAUCUACCCACGUGGUCUCCUCAUUCUCUUCCGCCAACCUCUGUCUUGCCACCUUUCAGGCAGGGCUGAAGUCUUCCUUUUCACAAAACAAUUAUUAAACCAUCUUAAGUCUA